GCACGAGGUCAGGGGUCGUCAUGUCAAAAGACGGAAUGUCAUUGUUCUGUCAUAAUUGACAUCCUAUUCUAUAUAUAGUGCACUACUUUGGCACCCUAUUCUAUAUAUAUAGUGCACUACUUUGACACCCUAUUCUAUAUAUAGUGCACUACUUUGGUACCCAAUUCUAUAUGUAGAGCCCUACCUUGGUACCCUAUUCUAUAUAUAGUGCACUACUUUGACACCCUAUUCUAUAUAUAGUGCACUACUUUGGGACGCAAUUCUAUAUGUAGAGCCCUACUUUGUUACCCUAUUGUAUGUAUAGUGCACUACUUUGUACCCUACACUUUGGUACCCUAUUCUACAUAUAGUGCACUACUUUUGACCAGGACCUAUAGGGCAGUAUGUAGGAAAUGGGCACUGGUCCAAACUAGUGCACUAGUAGGCAAAAGGGUACAAUUUGGGAAGCCUGCAUAGUGUGAUAAUAACAAACACAGAAUGCCAUUAUCACCAUCCAGCCAGUCCCGGCCUGCACCGGCCACUCCCGGCCAGCCCCGGGCCAAUCCAGGCCAGUCCCAGUCAGUCCCAACCAGUCCUGUUCAGCCCCGGGAAGUCCCAGCCAAUCCAUGCCAGCCCCGGCCUGCCGCGGCCAGUCCCAGUCAGUCCCAGCCAAUCAAGGCCAGUCCCGGCCAGUCCCAGUCAGUCCCUGUCAGUCCCGGCCAGUCCCAGUCAGUCCCAGUCAGUCCCAGCCAAUCCAGGCCAGUCCCGGCCAGUCCCAGUCAGUCCCUGUCAGUCCCGGCCAGUCCCAGUCAGUCCCAGUCAGUCCCAGCCAAUCCAGGCCAGUCCCGGCCAGUCCCAGUCAGUCCCUGUCAGUCCCGGCCAGUCCCAGUCAGUCCCAGUCAGUCCCAGCCAGUCCCAGUCAGUCCCAGUCAGUCCCAGUCAGUCCCCAAUCAGUCCCGGCCAGUCCCAGUCAGUCCCAGUCAGUCCCAGUCAGUCCCAGCCAGUCCAGGCCAGUCCCAGUCAGUCCCAGUCAGUCCCAGUCAGUCCCAGCCAGUCCAGGCCAGUCCCAGUCAGUCCCAGUCCCAGUCAGUCCCCAAUCAGUCCCGGCCAGUCCCAGUCAGUCCCAGUCAGUCCCAGUCAGUCCCAGCCAGUCCAGGCCAGUCCCAGUCAGUCCCAGUCAGUCCCAAUCAGUCCCGGCCAGUCCCAGUCAGUCCCAGUCAGUCCCAGUCAGUCCCAGCCAGUCCAGGCCAGUCCCAGUCAGUCCCAGUCAGUCCCAGUCAGUCCCAGCCAGUCCAGGCCAGUCCCAGUCAGUUCCCAGUCGGUCCCAGUCAGUCCCAGCCAGUCCCGGCCAGUCCCGGCCAGUCCCAGUCAGUCCCAGUCAAUCCCAGCCAGUCCCAGCCAAUCCCAGCCAGUCCCCAGUCAGUCCCAGCCAGUCCCCAGUCAGUCCUAGCCCCACCACUAUGAUCUGUGACUCUUGUUGACCGCUCUUUCCCUGGGCCCCGAUCUCACAGCACUGCAGCCCACUGUAUAACCACAUCAAUGUCAUUUAUACUGUAAAUAAGAUAUGUUUUUAUGGAAAUGGAAACUCCUGGUAAUCUUUAAUGUGAUGUUUUAUGCAAAAACAAAAUAAAUGGACCUUUUUUUUUGUUUCUUUGUUGUUUUCCUCGUCUUUUAUUUGUAUUUAUUUUUUGCUUGUUGUAUGUAAUGUCAUAAUAAUUCUGAUCUGAAAUCAGUCCCAAGGUGUCUACAGUACUCUAUAACCCUGUUUUAUGAAAAUGCGACUGUUUACAUCUAUCUUUAGGAAUUUCAUAAUAAAUGGUUCAAACGA
Oncorhynchus keta (chum salmon) is the source of this 1807-nucleotide messenger RNA. RefSeq lists its product as uncharacterized. The record is from RefSeq and is a predicted model, not a curated record. The transcript is spliced from 2 exons. NCBI's taxonomy places the organism in Eukaryota, Metazoa, Chordata, Actinopteri, Salmoniformes, Salmonidae. The coding region runs from base 478 to 1443 and encodes 321 amino acids.